Molecule: messenger RNA, 1005 nt
Organism: Solanum pennellii
Lineage: Eukaryota; Viridiplantae; Streptophyta; Magnoliopsida; Solanales; Solanaceae
Product: glutathione S-transferase L1-like
Exons: 10
Coding region: 1-813 (270 amino acids)
Molecular function (GO): glutathione transferase activity
Source: RefSeq, a predicted model, not a curated record
AUGGUUGUUGGUGGUGGUGGUCGGAGUUAUCUCAGGGAACUAGUCGAUUGGACAUUAGAAAAAAAGAAAAAAGAUGAUAAAGCGAGAGGUGGGGUUUGGGGUUUGAGUGUACAAGACCUUCUACUUCCAUCUCUGGAUUCUACUUCCCAACCCCCAUCACUCUUCGAUGGAACUACCAGGUUGUAUAUCAAUUAUCAAUGCCCCUAUUCUCAACGUGUGUGGAUUACCAGGAAUGUUAAGGGUUUACAAGACAUGAUAAAGUUAGUUCCAAUUGAUCUUCAGAAUAGGCCUGAUUGGUACAAGGAAAAAGUUUACCCCAAAAAUAAGGUGCCUUCCCUAGAGCACAACAACAAAGUGACGGGAGAGAGUUUGGUUCUGGUUAAAUAUGUUGAUUGUAACUUUGAAGGACCAUCAUUCUUGCCAGAUGACCAGGAAAAGCGAAAAUUUGCUGAAGAAUUGAUAGCUUAUAGUGACACUACAUUCGUCCCAGAAGUAUACAAAUCGUUCGCAAAAGAUGCACGAACACUAGCUGGUGCACAAUUUGAUUACCUAGAAAAAGCUCUCCACAAAUUUGACGAUGGGCCUUUCUUCCUUGGUCAAUUCAGUCAGGUUGACAUAAUAUAUGCUCCAUUUAUCGAAAGGUUCCAUGUUUUUAUGCCAGAGGGGUUUAACUAUGACAUCACAACCGGGAGGCCUAAGCUAACCAAGUGGAUUGAGGAAAUGAACAAUCUUGACGGAUAUAAGCAAACAAAAGUCUUGGAACAAGAGAAAAUGGUUGAGUACUACAAGAAUCGCUUUCUGCCGAAAGCUUGAAACUUCAAAAAUGCAUUGUCAAUCUCAUAUGAAAGUUACAGGGGUUAGGACUUUGGUAUCAAAUAUAUUAUGGAUUUCUAUAAUAAUAUGCACCUGCAAUAAAUUUGCUCUAUGUUUUUUUAUCUUUAGUGUUUGGAAUUGUAUUUUCCUUCUAGUACCUAGAGAGACUUGUACUUUUAUUUUUAUCAUAGA